UGAAAGGCUUGAGAGUCGAGUGAGAGAGUAGGAGAGAAGAAGAUGAAGAAACCAAUUCCUAAAAUUAGGGUUUUUGGUCAACGAUCGAUUGCUUCUUCCUUCCUUAAUCGCAGUUCGAUUCCUGUCGAUGUCGAAGCCUCUUCGGGUUCGAAGAAUCUAAGCAAACCAGUGCUUGUUAAACCCAAGAACACUGAGCAGGAAGGAAGAAGACCUUUCACCUCUCUUGUUAGCUCUAAAGAUUUGACUCAACUCUCUCACGGGCUUGGGAUGGAGAGAAAAGUGAGGGAAGAAAAGAAAGAUGGCGAUGGUGGUCUUGAAAAGAUGAUGCUUCAGCAGUUUAAGCCAAGAGAGAUCCAGAUAAGGGAAGAAGUGAGUAGGGAUAUAACUGGUGAGGCGAGUCUUGAGCAGGUGGAUCACAUAGCUGCUGAAGAGAUAGAUAAUCUGGCUUCGCACUCCAAUGAAGACAAUGAAGAUAUCAUUAUUGUAAAGGAUGAUCAAACAUCAAAGAAAAGAAAAGAUCCUUUUGAAGGUAUGGAGAGCAUUAGUAGAACAGGAAAGUCCGUUAUAGUCUUUGGAGACAACUCGAAUGUAUCUAAUCCUAUGCAAAGGGAAAGUCAAAGAGGAAGGAACAACAAUAGUAAAAAGCAGCGACCGGCUUACAACCAUUAUGCAAAUGGUUCAGGAUGGUGGGACUGUGACAUGGAAGGAGUUGAUUCGGAAGAAGUCGGACAUAGUGAAGUGUGGGAAGGAGUUGGCUCAACAACAUUUGGAGAUAUAGUUGAUUGGCACUAACCAAGUCACAACCUAGCCGGCCAGUCAUGUUUUUAUAUCUCACACUUUUCCUAAUUACUAUGGUUUGUCUGAGAAACUAAUUCGGUUUGUGUAAACAAAUAUGUAUAGUAGUUGUUAUGGUAAGCGUUAAUCACCUGUAGACUCUUUAUACUACUCUAGGAUAUCUCCAAGUUACUAAAUAUUUUUAUCUUUCUUUCGGAUA
Messenger RNA from Capsella rubella, 994 nucleotides. RefSeq lists its product as uncharacterized. The coding region runs from base 43 to 792 and encodes 249 amino acids. The transcript has 5 exons. The record is from RefSeq and is a predicted model, not a curated record. Lineage: Eukaryota; Viridiplantae; Streptophyta; Magnoliopsida; Brassicales; Brassicaceae.